AUGAGCACAGAAGGCGUUUGGAAGAAGCGCUCUGUCGUCUCGUCUUUCAUUCUCAAGUACGACGAGAGUCGACACCCCCUUAUCGCGCUCUUCAAGCGCAGUGACAAGGUUUCGACUUAUCGCCACCACUUAGCGGCAAUCUCAGGCUCCAUCGACCCUUCCGACCCCUCCCCACUCUCAGCAGCCUGGCGCGAGCUCCGAGAGGAAACGACCCUUGCCUCUCCUGCUCUCUCCCUCCACCGCCGGGGCAAACCAUUCACCUUCCGUGACGACGACCUCCGUCGCGAAUGGACCGUUUAUCCAUUCCUAUUCCGCUUGAACUCCCCCGCAGCUGACGAGCAACGCAUCUGCAUCGACUGGGAGCACGAAAGUUGGGGCUGGCACGAUCCAGACGAGGCGAUCCGCAAUCUAGAGAGCAGGGCGUUGAAUGGUGUGCCUCGGUUGACGGAUAGCUUAAGGAGAGUGUGGUUUGAGUAUGAUCUGGGCCCAGUCGCGGGCAAGAUUCUUGCAGAGGGGCUGGAAAAAUUGGCAAACGAUUACGAGAGCGGGGCGAGGCAGCUUGCAGAUGCAGCGCUCCUGACUUUGAAGGGGGUGUUGCAGGCGCUGGAGGAGAGUGAUGACGUCUGGUCGAAGCUGAGAAUGGCCGCGUGGCAUUUGUGCAAGAAUGGACGGGAGAGCAUGAGCGCUGCCAUUACGAGUGUUCUGUUGACUGGUUUGGCUGCUGUAGAGUCGGCCCUGAAGGAGAGCAGGCAGGCUGCCUUGAAGGCUCUGGACGCUCAGCUCGAGGCACGCAAGGAGUCGGCUGCGAAGGUCGCUACGGCGUUUGCGGGGUUUCUUGAAAGAACGUUCCCCGAGAAGAAGGUGUCCAUUUUGACUUUGUCUGAGAGCUCGACCAUCCGCACUGGCCUUCUGAAAGCAGCCCAGUCUGGACUGACGCUCGACCUGCGCAUCCUCGAGUCGCGGCCACUGUUUGAAGGUGUCUCGCUGGCUGGUUCGCUCUCGCAGGAAUUGAAAACGGGUGAUCACAGCAUCACGCUCUACACAGAUGCAAGCGCGGCGCUGGCAGCCCGAGGAGCUGAUGUCGUAGUCAUCGGGGCUGAUCGCAUCGCUUCGUCAGGGGCAGUCAGCAACAAGACUGGCACGCUGCCAACCCUCCUAAGCGCGAAGCACAUCUCCCCUGGCGUCAAGACUGUCAUGCUGGGCGAAUCCGACAAGGUGGCGCCAGGCAAGCCCGAAGAGCACGUCGUCGAGAACAACGACCCCGAGCAGCUUCGACGGGCAUGGCGACACGAGUACAACAGCGCGAGAGUUUGUUCUGGAGCCAACCUAGACUUCAGAAUCCACAACGUCUUUUUCGAAUGGGCGCCAGCCGACCUUGUCGAUGUUUACAUCACGGAGCGUGGCGAAUGGACGGUGCACGACAUCGCACAGCACGCAGACAGGCUGUUGGAGGAGGAAACGCGAUUCUUUGGGGACUUGUGA
Messenger RNA from Thermochaetoides thermophila DSM 1495, 1482 nucleotides. RefSeq lists its product as uncharacterized. The coding region runs from base 1 to 1482 and encodes 493 amino acids. NCBI's taxonomy places the organism in Eukaryota, Fungi, Ascomycota, Sordariomycetes, Sordariales, Chaetomiaceae. The transcript is spliced from 2 exons. The record is from RefSeq and is a predicted model, not a curated record. Gene Ontology annotation, molecular function: S-methyl-5-thioribose-1-phosphate isomerase activity.